AUGACACCAGACCCCGACGCACCCGCGGAGGAAUCGUCGCCCGAGCAUGAGCGUGGCGCCGCCGCUGGUCUCACCGCUAGCAGGCAAAAGCGCUCGCGCGCCGGCGUCAAUUCGCGGCUGGCCGACUUUGCCAUCGACAUCGGCCACGAGCCGCAGUCGUGGGUUGACGAGUGGACGCCCAAGCGCGGCCGAUGGGGCGGCCGCUGGGGGCGCGGCGGAGGCCGCGGCGGGCGCGGCGGAGGGUGGCGGCCAGAGGCUCACGCAGAGAACAAAGAGCGUGACAGGUGGGAGGCGUGCGGCGCGUGCGGCUUCUGGACCAACCUCGGACGCGAUGACACGGCGCCCUGCCCGCUGUGCGGCUCCGAGGUUGUCGUGACGGAGCACCACGACUUUGAGAGCUGGGCCCAGUGCGACGACUGCGGGAAAUGGCGUAACGUCCCAGACGAGACGGCCAGGCGGCUGGAGCGGGCGGGGGACGGGGCCAGGUGGAACUGCAGCAUGCUGAGAAAAGGCGCCACCUGCCGGACUUCCACCGCGGACUGGGCGGUCAUUGCCCGAGACUCAGCCCUGAAGGAGCGCCUGCUGCAGCACAGCGGCGGCCGCGGCGGCGCCGCCGCGGGCGCCCGCGGCGCCGGCCCAUCUCCGCACUACGGGCCAGGGGGCCGCGGCGUGCACUUCAUCGGCGGCCGCGGGCUCGCGCAGGCCGCGCGGCGCGCGGCCGAGGCGGCGGCGGCUGCUGGGGCGGACAGCGACGGCGGGGGCGACGGCGGCGGCGGCGACGAAAUCAGCCCCCCGCUGCCCUUUGGCGAGCUGCGAGGUGGCACACCAGGCGUGGACGGUGGUGGCGACGAUGCUCCAGGGGGCGCGCCCACGCCCUUGCAAGCAGCGGAUGUCGAGUGCGGCAGCCAGGGGGCGGAUGGCGAGGACGGCGAGGAUGCUUGCAGCGGGUAUGGGUCAGCUACCAGGGAACAGCAGGAGGAGCAGGUGCACACAGAGCAGGAUCGGCGGCAGCAGCAGCAGCAGCAGCUUCAGCAGCAGCAGCUUCAGCAGCAGCUUCAACAGCAGCAGCAGCAACAGCAGCAGCAGCAGCAGCAGCAACAACAGCAGCAGCAGCAGCAACAACAGCAACAGGAGCAGCAGCCGCACCUGCAGCAGCAAGGGAGGGACCAGGAGAUGGAGAAGCAGCGUAAGCAGGGGGAGCAGCAGGAGCAGCGGCAAGAGCAGCAGCAGGAGCAGCAGAAACAGCAUGAACAGCAGAAACAGGAACAGGAACAAGAGCAGGAGCAGGUCAUGCAGGUUGCAAAGCAGCAGCGACAGGAUCAGCCUCCGCAGCAGCAGCAGCAAUACGAGCCGGAGCACACGCAUGAGAAGCGGCAUCUGGAGCAGCAGCCGUCACCAGAGCAGGAGGAGCAAUCAGUUCAGGAGCAGCAGCACCCGGAGCCGCCGCGGCACGAGAACCAGCCGCAGCAGGAGCAAGCGGGGCGGCCUGACUGUGGGGAGAGCGGCAGCCAGGGGCGGCAGCACACGGCAGCAGCUGCGGCAGCACUGGAGGGGCCGGGCAGUGGCGGAGCCACCAGGGGUGCUGAGGAGCCGGCCGCAGCAACGACGACUGACGCUAUGCGGAAUCAGGAGGGCGACGCGAACGGCCGCACCUCUGACGCCGGCACUGCUACUGCCGACGCCGGCGUUGAGGCGCCGCGGCCGACCCGCCAGCAGGCCGCGCUGCAGCGCAAGCGGCGCCGUGACGAGACCCAAAAGGCAGCGCGCGCGGCAGCGGCUGAGCUCGAGCGCGCGCGGCGCAAGCUGCGGCUGUCGCACUCUGCCGCCGCGCGCGCGGCCAAGGCGGCGGCAGCGGCCGCUGGCAAGGACGGUGGCGGGCGCGCGGCGGCGGCCGCGCUGCGGGCGGCGCGCGCGGCGGUGCGAGACGCGGCGCGGCGGGUGCAGGAGGCAGAGGAAGGGGUUGUGCGGUGCGAUGCGGCUGUGGAAGCCGAAGAGGCAGCUGCCAGGAAGGCGGAGGCCGAGGAGGCCAUGCUGACGUCAUCGAGUGACGAAGGCGAGCCAUCGGACGACGACGACCAGGGCCGGGAUGCCGGCGACGGCGGCUGCGGCGGCGUGGACGGCGAGCGUGCGCGCCUUUCGUCGGCGCCGCCGCCGCCGGCGGUGACGGGCGCGUGCUACGAAGGCGGCGUCGCCGUGGCGCCGCCGUCGACGGCGGCGGUGAAGGAGAGCUGGUUCCUGUGCGACCUCCCACAGAUUGGGAAGUUCGAGGAGUAUGUGGUCGGCCGGGACACACUCAUUGCCGCCGAGGUCCUGGCUGCAGGCUUCGACGCCGCCGACGCUUCGAGCGGGGAGCAUGUGCUGAGCGUGCUGCCGCUGCCGCGGGCCGCGUUUGACAACCUGAGGCCCUUUGUUGACCGCUGCCUGGAACUUUUCAGGGUGGGGGAGCUGCCGCUGCUGACGGACGGCCGCGUGAGCGCGGGGCCCGUGGACAUCACCGCAUUCCUGGGUCAAACCCACGUGCAGCAGCAGGUCUACCAGGCCCUGCAGCGCCGCGAGGCGCGGCUGCGGCAGCAGGGGCUGCCGCUGCCCCGUAACCCCCACGACCACCUGGCGCAUGUGGUACACCUGUCCCCCGACGGCCGCAAGGUCUAUGUGGGUGAGGAGGGUGACGUCACCGCCCAGGGUGGCAGCAUCAUGGGCUUCGCCAAAAGCUGGAAGUCCGGCCCCAUCCACAGCUGGAGCGGCGGCAAGAAGCUGGCCGACAUGCCAGGCGCGCGGCCCAACCAGGUCGUGCAGUCGAAGCUGUCCCUCCUGAUGUCGGGGUGGGAGCACCUGCUGGGCGCCGCAGCAGACCUGGUUUGGGCCGCGUUUGCCGCGCACGACACCACCCGGGACGCCGCGCGGCGCAUGCUCAACUUCAUGUACGCGAGCGAGCUGCAGGCCUCAUCACGGCUGGGCAGCAGCGGAUGGAACGCGUACAGCCUGAACAUCAGCUACCGCACCGCGGUGCACCUGGACGGCAAGAACGUCCCGGGAAGCUACAGCGCAUUAGUCAUCCUGGAGGUUGGCCCGCAGCCGGCCUUUUGCGGCGGCGCGUACCUCCUGCCCCAGUACCGCCGCGCCCUGGACCUGAGGCAGGGCCUGGUGCUCUUCCACCGCAGCGGGGACGCGCCCUGCGGCCUGCACGGCAAUGGGAAGCUGUGA
Messenger RNA from Monoraphidium neglectum, 3204 nucleotides. RefSeq lists its product as hypothetical. Bases 1 to 3204 code for a protein of 1067 amino acids. The transcript has 14 exons. The record is from RefSeq and is a predicted model, not a curated record. NCBI's taxonomy places the organism in Eukaryota, Viridiplantae, Chlorophyta, Chlorophyceae, Sphaeropleales, Selenastraceae. Gene Ontology annotation, molecular function: zinc ion binding.